AUGGCUCCUUUCGCUACUACUUACUCGUGGCCCACGGACCCUCGUGUUGCAAGGGUUCAAGCCAUCGGCAAGCUUGGUGGUCUCGAGAUCGUCAGCCAUCCUGACUUCCAGAUGGGUGUUACCAACAAGUCGGAGGAAUUCUUGGCCAAGUUCCCCCUCGGCAAGAUCCCCGUUAUGGAGACUGCCGACGGCUUCUGUAUCGCCGAGUCGGCGGCCAUGGCCUACUACGCCGCUGCCGCUGGCAACCUCGCCGACCAGCUGCUCGGCACCGACGCCAAGACCAAAGGUAAAAUCAUGGAGUGGGCAUUCUUCGCCGACACCGAGCUGUUGGCCAACUGCAUGCCCGUCUUCGUCAUGUGCGUCAUAAAGCUGUACCCGGCCGACGAGAACCGCUACAAGUCCUGCGUCGCCAGCGUUGAGCGUGCCCUCGGCAAGGUCGAGGUCACCCUAGCCAAGGGCAACGGCAAGUACCUUGUCGGCGACAAGCUCACCUAUGCCGACUUUAUGGUCUUUGCUCCCCUGUUCUUUGCUGCCGGCUCCCUGUUGGACGCCGAGAUGCGCAAGUCUGCUCCCACAGUCGUCAAAUAUCUUGAAAACCUGGCCGCCAUUCCCGAGAUCAAGGAGACAUUCGGUGAGCUUAAGUUUGCCGAGAAGAGGCCCUGCUCAUGCGAAAUGCCGCAGAACCCGACCGGAGCAAGGGGUGGCUCGUCCCUUAAAGACAACUGCCUCGUUCGCUCAUACCUAGACUUCAAGGCUUGCGGCAAGAAGGUCCGCGAUGGCCUCAAGAGGGAGUCCAAAGUGCUUUGUGAGCAUUUGAAGCCAUCUCAAGCUACCUUGUACAGAGUUCCGACAUUCGAGUGCACCAACUUCCAGGACGAUGGCAGCCUGUUUGAGGAGGAGAGCCACAGAAACUUUGCUAGGGGUGAUUUCUAUCCCGUCCAGCUCGGUCAGAUGAUAAAGGGCACCUCUUAUCAAACUCUCGUCAAGCUCGGCUGGGGUGAGUCUUCCACAGCCUGGAUGGCAUUCGACCUCAGGUCAGAAACAUUUGUUGCGCUCAAGAUCUGCACCCGACUCUCCCCUGAGUCCGACCGACAAGAGGACUGCCAACGCCGAAUGUCGAUACACGCCAACCCCAAGCAUCCAGGCUAUCCCUUUAUCAACCACACCCGACCCGUGGAGCCGAUCCGUCGACCCGGCGGCCCGACGAGCAAGCCCUCUGCCGACCUGAUUCCCAGCGACGAGCGUCACGCCUGCCUGGUGCAGAAGCUCAUGUGGCGGUACUGGGCGACGGUCUGCUCCAGCGCGUGCUGGCGCAACCACCACCUCCGCCGCGGCGCCAGGCAGCUGCUGCUCGCGCUCGACUACCUGAACACCGAGUGCGGGCUCGUGCACGGCAACAUCUGCGAGGCCCACGUCGGGUACAGGGUGCCGCUGAACGAGACGGUCGUCAGGGAGACGCUGGGUCUGGUCCGGAGGCCGCAGAGCAGGACCACGGCCGCCCGGCCCUACGUCAAGACGGUUACGGCCCGGGACUGCACCGACUUUACGCUCUAUCGGUCGACGCCGUUUGACGAGGACAAGCUCGGCAACACCACCAACUUUUCCAAGGUGCUUUUGGGGAGCUUUGGGCAGGCGAGAGUGGCGUAUGAGGUUUGGGACCCUGAGGGUACUCCAAAAUCCAUGUAUACGGCGCCCGAGAUUCUUUUGGGUCUUGAGGUGACAUUCGCUGCUGAUGUUUGGAGCUUGGGUUUGAUGCUCUGGAAAAUGUGGCGCAGAGAAUAUCUCAUCAAUGGAUCCCUCGGUUGUGACGAUGAUGAUCCGCUCCUUCAUUGGGACUCGACGUCACACAUGGCUUCCAUCGUAUCAAGAAUCGGACCACCACCCAUGGAAAUGCUUGAGCGAGGACGCUUCAGCAGUCGUUACUUUACUCCAGAAGGAGCUCUGCGCAUGGAAUGCACCAACCACAAGCACGAACUCAAGUUGAAGAAUGACUCUUUUGAGGACUUGAUAUGGAGUAUGGUCCGAUGGAGGCCCGAGGACAGGAAGACGCCCAAGCAGCUCCUCGACCACCCCUGGCUCAAUGAGGAGCUUUGA
Messenger RNA from Pyricularia pennisetigena, 2094 nucleotides. RefSeq lists its product as uncharacterized. The coding region runs from base 1 to 2094 and encodes 697 amino acids. The record is from RefSeq and is a predicted model, not a curated record. NCBI's taxonomy places the organism in Eukaryota, Fungi, Ascomycota, Sordariomycetes, Magnaporthales, Pyriculariaceae. Gene Ontology annotation, molecular function: protein kinase activity; ATP binding. Gene Ontology annotation, cellular component: nucleus; cytoplasm. Gene Ontology annotation, biological process: protein phosphorylation; translational elongation. The transcript has 6 exons.